AUUUAGUGUAAAUUGUACAAUAUGUCGUCUGAAUUGAGUCAGUUGAAGGCCAAUCGGGGCUACCAUAAAGGCGCGAUAACGCGCAUCGGAACUUUCUGUAUGUCAGAGGAUUUUAAAACUGCUUCUAUCGAAUUGAUUUUACAGAAAAAAGAGAGGUUGAUAAAAUCUUUUAAUGAUUAUGAGUUGUGCAAUAGGGCCAUCCUGGCGUUAGAGCCGGAGGAUGACGAAUCAUAUGAAUCCUACGAGACCAAGCGGGAUUUGUGUCUUGCACUAAUCGAGACUCGUUUAAAACAAGUAUCGCCGGCUGCACAGGCGACUCCAUCCUCCGAGCUGGAAACAAGUAAGUUUAAAAAACUUCCCUGUAUUAAUAUAAAAACCUUCGAUGGUGUAUCCAUUAUGGAUUACCAUCCAUUUGUAAAUAUGUUCAGAGCUGUCAUUCAUAAGGAUGCGAAGUUAAGCACUUGCGAAAAAUUGUAUUAUUUGCGGUCCUUUCUAGCAGGGGAAGCCUUGGACUUGAUAAAAAACUUGAUGUUAAAUGAUGAAAAUUAUGAAGUAGCUCUAAAGCUCCUUGAUGAUAGGUACAAUAACAUACCUAAAAUUGUAAAUUUUCAUGUAAAUAGCAUUCUUGACAUGCCAGUUUUGACAAAGUGUACAGCUUCUGCCCUGCGGUCUGUAGUGUCAACUGUAAAUAUGCAUCUUGCAGCUUUGAAAAACUUAAAUGAGAAAGUUGAGUUCUGGGAUACUAUAUUGGUUAAUAUUUUAGCUAAGAAGAUUGAUUCCUAUACAUACCGUGGAUUUCAUCUUGAACGUGAUGUGAAAGAGGUUCCUAAAUUGUGUGAAUUCCUUACUUUCCUAGAAAAGAGAGCGAUUGCCUUAGAAGCUACCAGUACGGAGGAGCCCAAGAAGACAGUAAAGUCUACUGUGAGUGCCGCGGCCACUAUGGGAGUUUCUUGCGUUCCAGUAUGUCUGCAGGCAGCUGACACCUGUGGGUCCUUACUUGGUGAAGACGAGAUUCGGUCAUAUUGUAGGCGGGAGGCUGCCCUUCCCUGCUGGCAAGAAGUCUAUAAGUAACUUUUGUGUUGCUUCCAAAGGUAAGGCAUUUACUUGUAAUAAUGUUGUAGAAGAUGAUUUACAAGCUCCCUUUCCUUGUUUUAAAACUGAAGUUUCCUCCCUGUCAAGGAAUUGUGAGGCUUCCGAAGAUAUUGCAGAUAUAAUGUCGAAAUUUUGGGAUUGUGAGAAGGUACCUAAUAUCAUCAAAGAGACUGGUACUGAGGCCGAGCAGGCUGAACAGAUUUUUCAGGAGUCUGUUAAGUUGGAAAAUGACAAGUUUACUGUAGCCUUGCCGGUGAAGGUUGAUAUGGAUAAAUUGGAGUUAGGCGAUUCUUUUAGUAGCGCUUUGCAACGACUUUACAAUUUAGAAAAGCGGUUUGCGCGAGAUGUUGAUUUGAGUCAAAAGUAUAAAAAAUUUAUACAUGAUUAUAUACAUCAAGGUCAUGCCAAAUAUUUUGACAUGUCUAAUUAUGACCUUAAUGCGGGAAAUGUCAUGUUUUUGCCCCACCACCCUGUAAUUAGUGCCAGUAAAACAACACCUGUUCGGGCUGUCUUUGAUGCUGGUGCUGUCACAAAGAAUGGUAU
Molecule: messenger RNA, 1635 nt
Organism: Leguminivora glycinivorella
Lineage: Eukaryota; Metazoa; Arthropoda; Insecta; Lepidoptera; Tortricidae
Exons: 2
Coding region: 22-1071 (349 amino acids)
Source: RefSeq, a predicted model, not a curated record